Carassius gibelio (silver crucian carp) is the source of this 6939-nucleotide messenger RNA. RefSeq names its product solute carrier family 45 member 4-like. Gene Ontology annotation, cellular component: membrane. Gene Ontology annotation, molecular function: sucrose:proton symporter activity. The transcript is spliced from 9 exons. Bases 801 to 3206 code for a protein of 801 amino acids. NCBI's taxonomy places the organism in Eukaryota, Metazoa, Chordata, Actinopteri, Cypriniformes, Cyprinidae. The record is from RefSeq and is a predicted model, not a curated record. Gene Ontology annotation, biological process: transmembrane transport.
GCUGCUCGCGUCUGUCAGAGAGAUUUCGCCUUUAAAGGCGCAUUAAAACAGCGGCUGAAGUGCAGAACCCGAGCAAAGCAGCAGGAGCAGCAGCACAACAUCACCACAAACAACAACAACAACAUCUCUGACAGAGAGAAAUAAACACAGAAACGCGCGCGCCAGGGUUCUCAGCCAGCUGUUUGUCCAGACAGAAGAAACAACGCUGCUCUCGUAUGUGGUCUGACUAGAUAUUUAUGAAGCUUUCAAGGCCUUUUGAUUGAUCUGUUGCUCCAUGGGGAUUCUCCGGUGCUUUCCGUCUGGUUUCUCCUGCCCUUCACCCCUCAGCCUGCCCUCCACCCUCUACAUCACCUCCUCCAUACAAAUCAUGAAACUGGUAUUAACUGAAUGGCAAUUGAUAUGGAUUUUUACUAUUUCCAGUAGACAGUAAACACACACACACACACACACACACACACACACACUUACACAUACACAAGUACACGCACACACACCCACACACACACACACACACACACACACUCUCAUACACAUCACAUCAGCAGGAGUGACCUCAUGGUAGAGUCACAUCCUUGCCAACUGUCCGAACCAACUCACCCGACGCGGCCCGUCCCAGAGCUCCUGCAAGCGGCCUUCAUCAAACAGCACCUUUUGGGAUGUUUUACGCUCCUUGAGAUUUCUUUGACUGAAGGACGUCCACGGGAAGAGGUGUGCUGCUAUUGGUUUGAUUUUUCCUAGAUUUUUUUUUCUUUUCUUUUCUUAUUUUGCGUGUAGCCACACGUGACCUCUGCUCCGAGUGCAUGCCGAUGACGAUGGCCCCACAGAACGGCGAGGCCAUGCAGAUACAGGCCGCUGCGGUGACACCUGUGGAGAAACAGGAUGGAGGAGGCGGGGCUAAUGGAGAGGGCGUGGCUGGAGGGCGGGAUUUGGAGAGUCAGGAGGAGUCCGUCAGCGAGGGAUCGAUCGACCGCAUCCCGCUGCGUCAGUGGAUCAUGCACGGCGCCGUCAUGUUCGGACGAGAGUUCUGCUACGCCAUGGAGACUGCGCUGGUCACACCUGUACUUCUGCAGAUAGGUCUUCCAGAGCAAUACUACAGCCUGACGUGGUUCCUGAGCCCCAUCCUGGGUCUGAUCUUCACGCCUCUGAUCGGCUCGGCCAGUGACCGCUGUACGCUGCGCUGGGGUCGCAGACGGCCCUUCAUCCUGGCCCUGUGUGUGGGCGUCCUGCUGGGCGUCGCACUCUUCCUCAACGGCUCGCUGAUAGGUCUUGCUUUAGGAGACGUGCCAAAUAACCAGCCCAUAGGAAUCGUGAUGACGGUUUUGGGGGUGGUGGUGCUGGAUUUCUGUGCGGAUGCGACGGAGGGUCCCAUACGAGCGUAUCUGCUGGACGUGGCCGACACUGAGGAACAGGACAUGGCCCUCAACAUCCACGCCUUCUCUGCAGGGUUCGGAGGGGCGGUCGGUUACGCCCUUGGUGGUCUUGACUGGACACACACCUUCUUGGGUCGAGCCUUCAAAUCUCAAGAGCAAAUUCUGUUCUUAUUCGCCGCGGUACUGUUCACAAUUUCCGUGGCUCUGCACCUCUUCAGUAUUGAAGAGCAACAGUUCAGCCCUCAACAGGACCGUCUGGAUGAAGAGGCAGAAACCGAAUCCAGUGUUAAAAUCCCACCGCACCAUCCCCAGCUCGAAAAGAUCCAUGAAGAUGAACCCUAUGUGCAUUACGACCUCUACGGGGACCGGCGAUCGGAGCGAGAGCUGGACAUGGAUUUCUUAGAUGUGGACAUCGUUCGAAGUAAAAGCGACUCCGUUUUGGAAAUGGCUGAUGCUACGCUGGACCACCACGACAUGCUGUUUCUGCGUGAAAUCGAGCCGUCUAUCUUCCAAGAUCGCAUUUCUUCGUAUCAUGGGUCACUGCCACGGCGCAGCAGCAGUGCGGAGAGUCAGGAGUUCCUGCGUGGAAAAUUCAGCCGACUGUCUGCAUUUCUGCAGCAGGCCGAAUGUGACGGAGAAGAAGCUCUGCUCAACGGUCAGCUCAACCAAUCCAAAGCAGCCAACGGACAUACGACGGACCUCAACGGCCAUGGGCCGCCCGGAAACAAACCCUCCAGCACCACCGCAUCCAUGCGCCGCAGACGCCACACCUUCUACCGACAGUCCUCCUGCACAUUUUCCUACUACGGCCGGGUCGGAUCCCACCGCUACCGCUACCGGCGAGCCAACGCGGCGUUCCUCAUCAAACCGUCCCGCAGCAUGAACGACAUCUACGAGAUUGAGAAGCGGCAGAAGCAGAGGAACGGACAGAGAUCAAGACACCAGAGCGGGAACACCAACUCCAGCGGGGACACGGAGAGCGAGGAGGGCGAGGCCGAGACCACCGUCCGUCUGCUCUGGAUGUCCAUGCUGAAGAUGCCCAAAGAGCUGUUCAGACUGUGUGUAUGUCAUCUAGUCACAUGGUUCUCCAUCAUCGCAGAGGCCGUGUUUUACACCGACUUCAUGGGACAGGUCAUCUACGAGGGCGACCCUAAGGCCCCGCUGAACUCCACCGCCCUUCAAAACUACCACAGAGGGGUUCAGAUGGGCUGCUGGGGGCUGGUGAUUUACGCCACCACCGCCGCCAUCUGUUCAGCUAUACUGCAGAAGUAUCUGGAUAACUUUGACCUCAGGAUAAAGGUCAUCUACAUCCUGGGCACUCUGGGCUUCUCCAUCGGUACGGCUGUCAUGGCGAUCUUCCCCAACGUCUACGUCUCCAUGGUGAUGAUCAGCAGCAUGGGCAUCAUCUCGAUGAGCAUCUCGUACUGUCCAUACGCUCUGCUGGGCCAGUAUCACGAUAAUAAAGAGUACGUCCAGCACAGCCCCGGCAACUCCAAGCGAGGUUUCGGCAUCGACUGCGCCAUCCUGUCGUGUCAGGUGUACAUCUCUCAGAUCCUGGUGGCGUCUGCGCUGGGUGCCGUGGUGGAUGCGGUGGGCAGCGUGCGGGUCAUUCCCAUGGUGGCGUCCGGCGGAUCCUUCCUGGGCUUCCUGGCCGCCAGCUUCCUGGUCAUCUACCCGGGCUCCAGCGGAGAGGCCGACGGGGCGAAGACUGAGCAGACCAGGGCGCUGACGCCCCCCAAUAACAACAGCGUGUCCGAGAAGCCCAGCUUCCUCAAGCUCACACGCAAAGGGGCCGCUACAACCACCUGCAAAGUGGAGUGUGAAUCCACGCUGUGAAUGCGAUCAUCUAACAUUCCCAACGCGUUUCUACACACAUUUCACCAAGCAGGAAGACGGAAGACUGUUUUCUUUCUUUAUUUUCCCGUGUUUGGCCUGGUGUUGUGUGUCUCAGGGCUGCAUCUCAGGGCCACCAGGGGGCGACUCUGGGCUGAACUCUUCAGGGGAGAGCUCUCUCGCUCUCAAACACAUGCACUUCCCUCGCACACUUCCAUUCAAAUCUAAUGGAAAGAAUCUUUAAUAUACGUUCAUGGCUCAUAACUUUGCCUAGUUUUUUAAACCGAGGACAUUAUGAUUACCAAAAGUUGCCCUGUGCAAUAAUAACAGCCGUUUCAUUAUGAUGGCUUUAUUUUAGUCGUGUCAUGCGGGUGAAAGGGUGAAUCUCACAAAUAAAUUUCAUAUCUCACAGAACAUAAAAUAAAUUUGCAGAAAAUGAGGGAUAUUUUGGGGACUUUUUCAAUUUUGACAUUAUGUUCAUGACAAUCCAUAGCCGACAAAUUAUUAUUAUUUUAUUUUUUACAUUUAAAUAAAAAAAAUAUCAGCUGGAAAUUUUAAUUUCAAUGCCUAUAAAUAAAGUCUGUAAUCAUAAACAUUAGGAAAUUAAAUGUCACACACACUAUUUUUUCAUUUAAAUUUGCAUAAAUUAAAAGCAGUAUAACAAUACCACCAUAUGUGGAUAUUUACUACCAUAUAUUCACAUUGUACUUCACAAACUUUAUAAAAUAUAAUAUUAUGUAGAUAUAUUUGAACAUGUAUAUAUUUGAAAUAUAUAUAUUUUAUUGCAUUACAGUUGGGAAUAAAUGUUUAAUUGUCAUGAAAAUAAUGACAAUUAUUGUCAUUAAAUGGUUCCUUUUUGUUCAUGAAAAAUAUAGUUUCUUAUGUCUUUAAAAAUGCAACUGCAAAAUGACAAAUGUAAUUUUUAUGUGUCAAGAAAAAAACUGAAAUUCUGUUUUAAUUGGCAGAAAAUGAAGGAUUUUUUUUUUUAUGUAAACCGUUAUUAUUUUCAUGACAAUCCAUUGCUAUAAAUGUUUUUUUUUUCUGAAGCAAAUAUAUUAAAACAUAUAUGUAUAUAUAUUUAAAUAUUUAAAUAGAUAUUUAGUCUUUCAAAUUAUAUCAAAUAUAUUAUUAGUUUGAUAUGUAUACAUAUUUUCUUGCCAUUUAGUUGUGGAUUAAUUUUUAAUUGUCAUGAAAAUAAUGCCCAUAUAAUGCAAAGCAUAAUUCCUUUGAAGGUAAUAAAUGAGAGACAUUUCCAUGAGAUUCACCCAGAUGAGCGUGACUUCUCCUCUCUUCAUUGACGUACUGAAUCUGCUGAGGUCGAUGAGUGUGAGAAGUGCGUCUCCUCAAAGUUUUCAUAUUUCUGUUCGUUCACGUGUUUCCUAAGACAAGGGUGAAAGCCAGUGCUGAGAACCAGUAAUAAUCUCAAUGCUGCGUCUGAGUUUUCACACAGAUACCAAACCUUUCUGACACUCACAGACUUCCAAGUUGCAUUGGUUUUCUUCAGCGGUGUAACUGCAUUCGUGACUUCAGAGGUGGACGCCUCGACCUCAGGCACUUUCUGGCAGAUCUUUGGGGUUGUUCUCUCUCUGAGCGAGAGGGAUUGGGUUCUUGACACCCGCGCUAGCGCUCUGUUUACAUUAGCACCUGGUUUCUGCCUGUUUUUGGUGGCGAGAUGUGAUCUCGUCUGCCUGAACAGGCUCAUCUCCGCCAUCUUGGCUCAAACGUGGGCCUUUUCUAGGCCUCAGCUGCACUCGACGGUUUCCUGACACGGAGGAUGAUUGUGCCCAACCGUGAUUGAUUGAGAUUUUUGUUUUUCACUCCAUCUGAUCUGAAGUGGAUUUUCAAGACCUCUUUUGAGGUCUGGUGACUUCUGACCAGACUGUAAGCUGGACAUUGACCGGACGCAAUUCUACUUCCUGUCCUGCCGGCUGGAGAGUUUACCAGGCCAGUUAGAAGACGUUCUGUUGAGGCACAUUUGUACUGGUUUGAACCUGCAUAGAGUAUUAAAAUAUUAAGAUAAGCUGAUAUAUAUAUAUAUAUAUAUAUAUAUAUAUUUCCUGAAAUGUUUAUUGUAGUUAAACCAAACUUGAAGGAGAAAACCAUCAAGUUUCUGACAAAUCAAGCAGCGCUGCAUUAGCUGUCGGUAUUACCGGCGUGAAUCACAACACACACCAGACUUCUCAUCUGAAUACUUGAAGUGCAAUCUUGGUUGUGUUUGGAUACUUUGGGAUCUGACUGAGGAACGUGGGACUCUCCAAGAGCGUUUUUAACUCCAUCAGGGGAUGAAGUUUCCAGUAUUGAAUGUAUCUUUUUGUUUAGUUUUUUUGAGCAAGAAGAUUCAGCGUUGCACAGAACUUGCACAUACAGAGUUUUAAAAGAGAAAUGAAUCACUGUCUUGCAAUAGAAAAACCUAAACUGUGGUUAUUUAUUUUUUUGAGCACGUUAUCCUUAAAUAUUUAUAGAAUUAUAAAUACAGAGAGAGAUAUAUUUACAGCUUGUGCAGAUGAGUGAGAAGGGGUGUGUGAGAGAGACGUGUGGAAUCACGUUUUUGCAUGAUUGUAUAUGAGCACCGUGUGCAUGUGUGUGUGUGUGUGUGUGUGUGUGUGUGUGUGUGUGUUUCACCUCUCACUGAAUCAAUCUCACAAGAACAUGUCCAAGUCACAUUUCACCCUAAGAUUGGAGGAAGAGAGAAACUAAUAUUUUGCAUAAAAAUAAGUCUUAAAGUUAUUUUGUAUAUUUGUAUUUAUUUAAAAAGAAAUUUUUUUUUUUUUUUUUUUUGCACAUUGCAGUUGUGACGAAAUGUUUAAUAGUCAUGCAAAUAAUGUUGACAAUGUUUAAGCAAAUAAUUAUUUACGCGAAAUAUAAUUUCUUAGUUUUUCUUUAGAAUUUGUGGUGAAAUUACAUAAAUGUCAUAUUUAAUAUCUGAAGAAAAAUGUUAUGAACAAUAUUAUUUUCAUGACAAUCCAUAACUGUAAAGUGAAAGAAGAAAAAAAAACUUAUUAUAGAAAAACGUAGUGAAUUUAAUAUAAAAAAUAUACAUUUAUAUAUAAAGAACAUCAAAUGUAUUUUUUAUCAUAAUAUUUACAAAUUUACAUAUUUACAUAUAUAUGUUUAAUCAGUUAAAAAUUGGAGUCUUUAUAAAUGAUUAAAUAAUAAUAAUUAUAAUAAAGAAUGUAACAGAUAAUUAAAUUAAAUUAUCAGUAUUGAAGUAAAACAACAUCAGUUCUAAUCUGUUUACUUUUUGUAUAAUGCAAAAUAUAAUGAUAAUAUAAUCUUUUGGUUUUGGGGUGAAAUGAUUUGUGAUCUUGUGGCAGGUUUGAUGAGAUUCACUUUAUAACCAUCUUUAGUUUACAAUUCACAUUAAACUUUAGCAGAAGGUCUUAGAGCAAAGACAGAAAUCCUGAGAAGCGUGUCGUCUUCGUAUUUGUCCGUUGUUGUAGAAGCGAUGUCUUCAUGGAGUGACUGGUUUUUCCGUAUAGAAAGCAGAUGUAUGUUAUUUCAGCACAUCAUUAAUGUAUGACGGGAGAGAAAUGUGUUGCAGUGUACUAUAUGCCUUGUCAUUUACAAGAUAUGUAUAUAGUUUCUUUUGCUUCUGUACAAAAGCUCAUUAUUUUGUAUUGGUUUUAUUUUCUAUGAGGACUGUAUAGAAAUCCUGUAUAUAUGCCUGCAGAUGUAGACAAACUGAAAAACACUGUAUUGAAUGCACUUAAACCAAAUACAACAGUCUCACAUCUUU